Cryptomeria japonica (Japanese cedar) is the source of this 2002-nucleotide messenger RNA. Its product is annotated as carotenoid 9,10(9',10')-cleavage dioxygenase. NCBI's taxonomy places the organism in Eukaryota, Viridiplantae, Streptophyta, Pinopsida, Cupressales, Cupressaceae. The record is from RefSeq and is a predicted model, not a curated record. Gene Ontology annotation, cellular component: chloroplast stroma. Bases 144 to 1769 code for a protein of 541 amino acids. Gene Ontology annotation, molecular function: carotenoid dioxygenase activity. The transcript is spliced from 14 exons. Gene Ontology annotation, biological process: carotene catabolic process.
CUCUCCUAAAUCUAUUUGCAGAUAACAUCAGGUUCAAACACUUACACCGUGGCCGUGUCCUAAACCUGAAUGUUAAAUGAUCCUAUUGGUAGUACAAUUCCGCAAAGAAUACUCUGGAGACAAGGGAAUAGGACGGAGGAUCCAUGGAGAAACCUUCGAAAAUCACUAAUCAAAAUGGAGACAUAACGGAGGUUAGCCCUUGUCCCAAAAAGGGCACGGUCUCGACUUUGAUCGAUUUGGCCGAGAAAUUGGUGGUUCGUACGCUCUAUGCCUCUGCCCAACCUAUGCAUUAUUUAUCUGGCAAUUUUGCUCCUGCCCAGCAUGAAACUCCACCGCAUGCAGAUUUGCCUGUUAUCGGUCAUCUCCCUAAAUGCUUGGAUGGAGAAUUUGUACGGGUUGGUCCCAAUCCCAAAUUUGCACCAGUUGCUGGCUAUCACUGGUUCGACGGAGACGGAAUGGUGCAUGGCUUGAGAAUUAAAGAUGGAAAGGCAACAUAUGUUUCGCGUUUCGUGAAAACUUCUCGUCUCAAACAGGAGGAAUAUUUUGGGUCUGCCAAAUUUAUGAAGAUUGGUGACUUGAAAGGACUAUUUGGGUUGUUGUCUGCAAUAAUAUACAGUUUACGUUUAAAACUUGGUGUGUUGGAUGGUACAUAUGGAGUGGGAGCAGGAAACACGGCCCUCAUCUACCAUCAUGGAAGGCUUCUUGCUCUGAAUGAAGGAGACAAACCUUAUGUGCUAAGAGUACUUGAAGAUGGGGAUCUACAGACACUUGGGCUGAUGGAUUACGAUAAAAGAUUAACUCACUCCUUUACAGCACAUCCAAAGGUUGACCCUGUUACUGGAGAGAUGUUUACAUUUGGCUACCAAUUCACUGCUCCCUAUGUUACAUACCAUGUUGUCACUAAGGAAGGUUACAUGCUUGAUCCAGUUCCAAUAACGAUUCCAGAACCUGUCAUGAUGCAUGAUUUUGCAAUAACUGAAAACUACGCAAUUUUCAUGGAUCUUCCUUUAUGUAUAAACCCCAAGAAUAUGAUGAAGGGAAAGCUUAUUCUUACUUUUGAUCAAACCAAGAAAGCUCGUUUUGGAGUACUUCCCCGAUAUGCAAAAGAUGACCUUCAAAUGCGUUGGUUUGAGCUUCCUAACUGCUACAUUUUUCACAAUGCCAAUGCAUGGGAGGAGGGUCAUGAAAUUAUUCUUUACACAUGUCGCCUGUUGGAUUUAGAUCUUGAAAUGGCUGCAGGACCUGUCAAAGAAAAUUUAAAAAACUACACAAAUGAAUUCUAUGAAAUGCGAUUCAAUUUAAAGACUGGAGAUGCUUCACAGAAGAAGCUUUCAGAAUCUGCUGUAGAUUUUCCACGUAUCAAUGAAAAUUACAUCGGAAGGAAGCAACGUUUUGUGUAUGGAACCAUAUUAGAUUCAUUGGCAAAGGUGAAAGGUGUUGCUAAGUUUGAUCUCCAAGCUGAACCGGAAGUGGGUAAAAAGCAAAUUGAGGUUGGAGGCAAUGUGAAGGGCAUCUUUGAGUUUGGGCCUGGAAGAUUUGGUUCUGAAGCUAUCUUUGUACCAAGAGAAUCUGGUGUGGACUUAGAUGAAGAUGAUGGUUAUUUGAUAUGCUUUGUCCAUGAUGAGAACACAGGUAAAUCGGAAGUUAAUGUGAUUGAUGCAAGAACGAUGUCUCCUAAGGCCAUAGCAAUUGUUCCUCUUCCAGCAAGGGUACCAUAUGGGUUUCAUGCUUUCUUUGUGACAGAGGAACAACUCAAGAAUCAAAUUUGACUGCCGAAAGCAUAGUCUCAAGUAUUUAUUAUGAUCCAUAUUAACUCAAUUUUAUAGCUUAUUGUGACUUUGCUUAAUAAACUCAAUAUAAAUAGUUUAAUUUGUAUAUUCGAUAGGAGGAUAUAUACAUUAUUAGUAAAUUAUGUGUAAUAUAUGGUCUAUUCUACUCAAAAGUUGACAAGGUUAUAACCUGUAACAUUUCUCAGAAAUGUAUAUUUAUUUUCGAUUGACAA